GCGGGGCCUGAGCUCAUGAGCCCAGCUGCUGGGACGUCAUCCUCCCACAGCUGCUUGGAAGUGAACAGCCAUGACGACGCCGUCCGACACCGUCGUCUUGCACGCCCCCGACUUGCAUAACCCUCCCAUCGACUUGGACCUGGAUAAGUUCAUGGGCACAUGGCAUGUCACUUAUUCCACAUUGCCGCUCUGGAAGUCUAAGAAGGACGUCACCAUCACGUACGCGCUGAAGAAGUCGUCCGGCAGCGAUGCAACGGUGCAGUUCGACGACACCGUCGAGUACCGCGGCGCCUCCGACCCCGCGACCUCCACCCGCAGCCGCGUCACCGGCGUCGACACACUCGUCACCCCGGAGUCUCAGUCCCCCACCGCCGCGAACUUGGACGCACGGCCCCCCGCGCCGACGCGCUACAAGUGGCGCGGCAAGGGCUGGCUCGCGGUCGCGACGUCGCGCUGGCAGGUGCUGGGCUGCAGCGCGGACACGUCGCCCGAGAACGCGCACGCGUGGGCGGUGACCUACUUCGAGAAGACGCUCUUCACGCCGCAGGGGCUCGACAUCUACGCGCGCACGCCGGCGGGGCUCCCGCCUGCGCUCGUCGUGCAGAUCGUCGCGCAGGCGAAGGCGCUAGGCGGGGACGUCGCCGCGCUCGCGGACGCGUUCUUCGAGGUCGGCCGCAGCGGGGUCGAGCCGCCGGACAUGACAGUAACUCCAUAGUGGUCGCGUUGACCACGGACCCGGUCCGUCGCGUUGGGUGCCACAAGAUCGACGACCCUACUCACGUCGCCCGGAUCCCCACUUACCUGAUCCUAUACAUACGCGCCUGGACCUGCGCCUUACCCAUGUUGUCGGGUUUCUUGGACAGCCCAAUGAGUAACGGCGUAGUCAUCUGUAGUCAUGCACGGGAUUGUUUCUUAGAUGGGGCGUGUAGCGCUGCAUAACGACGAC
Molecule: messenger RNA, 946 nt
Organism: Trametes versicolor FP-101664 SS1
Lineage: Eukaryota; Fungi; Basidiomycota; Agaricomycetes; Polyporales; Polyporaceae
Exons: 4
Coding region: 71-715 (214 amino acids)
Source: RefSeq, a predicted model, not a curated record